AUGGUCUUUAAGGUUAUCCUCGUCGGGGAAUCUGCUGUCGGAAAGUCAUCCUUGAUAGAACGAUAUUGCAAUGAUAAGUUGACCUCGACCUAUGAGCCGACGCAUGGGAUCAGCUUCAAAGUGAAGUCUAUCAUACUAGACGAAGCCCUCUUAGUCAUGCAGCUGUGGGAUGUUCCGGGUGAUUUAAAGUGA
Messenger RNA from Protopolystoma xenopodis, 192 nucleotides. The record is from the annotation of a GenBank genome assembly. Lineage: Eukaryota; Metazoa; Platyhelminthes; Monogenea; Polystomatidea; Polystomatidae.